AUGCCACCGUUCGUCCCCCGCAAGCGAUCCUCUUCUGGGGAUCCACCCCCGGCCAAACGCCCCCGAGCCGAUGCUGCCCCCUCCGCCGUCCUUGACUCUGACUCCGAUUCCUCUCUGAGCGACGCGCCCGAGCCCCGCGAUGACAGCGGGGAAACACAAGACGAGGAAUCUUCUGACGAGGAUGAGGACAUCGACUGGGAAGACGCUGUUGGACCCAAGACCAGCGCGACCACUCCCACCACCGGCCCGGAGCUACAAGAUCUCGAGUUGGUCCUAGACAAAAACGAACCACACGUAUCCGACCUCUUAGACGGCAAGAAAGGACCGAGCAAGAUCGAGCGCCAGAUCCGUAUUCAGACACACUGCAUGCAUGUCCAAUGUCUGCUCUUCCACAAUGCCAUCCGCAACGCCUGGCUCAACGAUGCCAAGGUUCACGAGAUCUUACGUCAUAAGCUGCCUGCGGGCAUUCACCAGGAAGUCCAGAAAUGGCGAAUCGCAUCAGGAUUGGAGAUUCCAGAGCGAAAGCCAGAACCGCCUAAGAAAAAGGGGAAGGGGAAGAAGGCUGCCAAAAACAAAGACUGGAGCGCGGAAUCAGAGCGCCUGGAGCCCGGCCAGCCGGACAUGAGUCGGGGCGACCCGAUUAUCUCGCUGAUGAAGGUGCUGGUCGCAUACUGGAGGAAGCAGUUCCAUAUUACGGUGCCGGGACUACGGAAGCAUGGAUAUCGCCCGGUCUCAUCACUCGAGAAAGAAAUCUCUGCAUUUAAUAAAGAAGAACAUGAACCAAACACCGGUGGAGAGCGCAUCGUGGAUGUCAAAGAAUUCCGAUCGGUGGCAGAACACAUGCAGGGAUCGCGAGAUGUCGGUGCCCAGCUCUUUACAGCGCUUGUCCGCGCCCUCGGCAUUGAAGCGAGACUCGUGUCCAGCUUGCAACCAUUAGGCUUUGGUUGGACCAAGGCGGAGAUCUUCACCCCGUCUAAGGAUACAAAGCCCGAUAAUCCUGCUGAAGAGAAGGAAGAGAAGUCUGAGGAAUCCGAGGCAGAAACCGAUUCUGAAUAUGAAUCGACAAAGAGGAAAAGAAAUGGCCAUUAUGACAAGGACCUGCCAUUCCCCAUCUACUGGACUGAAGUGGCUUCACCAGUCACCAACGAGAUCAUUCCCGUUGACCCGUUGGUCCUUUCGAACCCGGUAGCAACAACGCCAGAGCUACAAGCAGCAUUCGAGCCACGCGGGGCAAAAGCUGAGCGAGCAAAGCAGGUCAUAUGCUAUGUUGUUGCACACUCGGCGGACGGAACGGGGAAAGAUGUCACGACAAGAUAUCUCCGUCGGCGGACAUGGCCUGGCAAGACCAAGGGCUUUCGAAUGCCUGUGGAAAGGAUCCCGGUACCAGGCCGUCGGGGCCAGUUCUAUGAGUUUGACUGGUUUCGGAUGACCAUGCGGGGGUAUGUCCGGCCAGCAGACCGGCGAACCACGGUGGACGAGCUCGAAGACACGCGGGACCUCCAGCGCAAGCAACCCGAAAAGAAGAAACCCGCGCAGACGGGGGACACUCUGCAGAGUCUGCGAACAUCCACAGAAUUCGUGCUGGAGCGAUUCCUGCGCCGUGAGGAGGCGCUGCGGCCCGGCGCAGAAGCAGUCCGUACCUUCGUGGCAGGUAAAGGCGCCCGGGCUAAAGAAGAGCCUGUUUACCGGCGCGCGGACGUGGUCAAAUGCAUGUCUGCAGAGAGCUGGCACAAGGAGGGCCGGCAAAUCCAGGCCGGCGCAGUCCCUCUGAAACGAGUCCCCAUCCGGGCCGUGACACUCUUGCGCAAGCGCGAAGUUGAUCACAUGCAGCGCGAAACAGGCCAGAAACCCAUGCAGGGCUUAUACGCGCGCAACCAGACCGAGUACAUUGUGCCGCCGCCCAUCCAAGAUGGUAUCAUUCCCAAAAACGACUAUGGGAACAUCGACUGCUUCGUGCCCAGCAUGGUCCCGCGCGGUGCAGCGCAUGUACCAUUGCCCGGCACCGUCCGCAUCUGCAAGAAACUUGGCAUCGAUUAUGCCGAGGCUGUGACCGGCUUUGAGUUUGGGUCGAAGAUGGCUGUCCCGGUUAUUCAGGGUGUGGUGGUCGCCGCCGAGAAUGAGUCUCUCUUGAAAGAUGCCUGGCGCGUCGAUGCCGCGGAGAAGCAGAAGCGCGAACAGCUCAAGGCUGAAAAGCGCAUUUUGCAGACCUGGCGCAAGUUCUUGUUUGGUCUUCGCAUUACCGAACGCGUCCGGGAGGAGUACGGCGGAGACUCGGUGGAGGCUCGAGAACGAGACACCCACAAUCCCUUUGCUGUCCGCAAGAAGGACCAGCCGCCUGAGGAAAUUGAUCAUGGCGAGGAUGAAGAUCAUGAGUCUUCUCGCGAUGCUUUCGACCAUGGCGGCGGCUUUCUUCUACCCGGUGAAGAUGACGACGCUGACGAUGGGUUGAUAGUCGAACAACACCCUCCAGAUGAGCGGGGCAAUGCAGCCGAUGAAUCUCAUAAACAACGCUCUGAUCGAGAGACAUCGCAUCCUGUCUCCAUCUCGUCCGAGUCGGGCGAAAGCUAG
Molecule: messenger RNA, 2568 nt
Organism: Penicillium alfredii
Lineage: Eukaryota; Fungi; Ascomycota; Eurotiomycetes; Eurotiales; Aspergillaceae
Product: Rad4 family protein
Exons: 1
Coding region: 1-2568 (855 amino acids)
Biological process (GO): nucleotide-excision repair; mismatch repair
Cellular component (GO): nucleotide-excision repair factor 2 complex; cytoplasm; nucleus
Molecular function (GO): single-stranded DNA binding; damaged DNA binding
Source: RefSeq, a predicted model, not a curated record